GUGUGCGUGUUAUGUGUGUGUCAUCAUCAGCUGUGUUGUGGUGAGGUGCGAGGUGUGCGCACCGCCGCCUUCUGCAGGAGCCAGCUAUUCCAGCCAUGGCGAGUGAGGGCAUAUCCAUCAAUAGCACCAAUGCGGAGUUCGGGGGCGGUGGAGACACAGAGACUGUGGUGGGCGUGAACAGAAAGGAGAAAGCACCACUCUUAUCUCAAAGAAGACUUUUCCGGAGUCUAAGUGGUCGUGACAUCUCAAGUAAUGGAUCUGAAGGGUCAAAUCCAAAGCGUACUCUUGGGACAUUUGGCGGCGUGUUCGCUCCUGUAUGUCUCUCCCAGUUCAGUUCUCUCCUCUUCUUGCGUGUGGGUUUCAUUGUGGGGAACUUGGGAUUGUUGGUGGCAUGUGGCUCCUUGACCCUCGCCUACGCAAUAUUGCUCUUCACCAUCCUCUCUAUUUGUGCCAUCUCUACCAAUGGUGCUGUGGAGGGAGGAGGAGCAUAUUAUAUGAUCAGCCGAACCCUUGGACCAGAAUUUGGAGGAGCUAUUGGAAUAUUGUUCUUCUUUGCGAAUGUGUUUAGCAGUGCCCUGUAUACCACUGGGUGUGUUGAAGGCUUGGUGGAUAAUUUUGGUGAAAGUGGGAGCUUAGCACAAUUUCUGCUGGAUGGGAAGUGGUAUCAGUUUGGCUACGGAUCAGCAGUGAAUGUCCUCAACAUGUUGGUGUGCCUUGUUGGAGCUGGAUUGUUUGCCAAGCUUACUGUUUUAAUUUAUGCUGUCGUCCUUAUCUGCACCGGUUCAGUCAUUCUCAGUUACUUGGUUGAACAUGAUGCAAUAUCAGUUCCUAUUCCAUCUUCAAAUCCCAUAGUGAAUGACACCAAUCCUCUGAAUGGCACAUACACUGGUUUCUCAGCCAGAACUUUAAAGAAUAAUUUAUACAUCAAUUAUUCUCAUGAUUACACCAACUGUGAUGAUGAUGAAGACUAUUCCACUUGCAUAACAGUGAAUUUUGCCAUGACCUUCGGAGUUUUAUUCAGCGGCGUCACGGGCAUCAUGGCUGGAGCCAACAUGUCUGGUGAAAUGAAGGAUCCAGGGAGAAGCAUUCCAAGGGGAACUCUCAUAGCUGUUCUCUUUACUUUUGCCACAUAUCUGCUUUUAUUUGUUCUGACGGCUGCUACAACAGAGAGAUUCCUCUUGACAAAUAACUACAUAUUUAUGAUGGGAAUCAGUUUAUGGAGACCUUUUAUUACUAUUGGUAUUAUAACAGCAACAUUAAGUGCCAGCUUGAGUAAUAUUAUUGGAUCCUCAAGAGUCCUGGAAGCUUUGGUAAAAGACAAUAUAUAUGGAAGGCUCACCCAUUUUAUUGGACUUAUAUCUAUUGGAAGUAAUCCAAUUGGAGCAGUGAUUGUGUCUGCCAUAAUGGUUGAAUGUGUUUUGCUUAUUGGAGGAUUGAAUCAGAUUGCAGAAUUUACUUCCAUCUUCUUUCUUCUGUCAUAUUUGGGCACCAAUCUGGCUUGUCUUGGACUGGAAUGGGCCAGUGCUCCAAACUUUAGGCCAACAUUUCACUACUUCUCUUGGUGGACAUCUGUUCUGGGGAUGAUUGGCAAUGGUGCCAUGAUGUUUGUCAUCAGUCCUUCAGUUGCAGCCAUCUGCAUUAUCCUACUGCUGGUGUUGAUCAUUAUUCUCCACCUCCGCUCACCCUCAGAGGAGCAUCAGUGGGGAUCUAUCUCUCAGGCUCUUAUAUUCCACCAGGUUCGAAAAUAUCUGUUACUGCUGGAUUCAAGAAAAGACCAUGUCAAGUUUUGGCGGCCACAGAUGUUGCUGUUGGUGAAUAAUCCUCGAUCAGCUUGUCCUCUUAUUGACUUCACAAAUGACCUUAAAAAAUCUGGUCUCUAUGUAUUGGGCCAUGUCAAGGUUGGAACCUUUGACGAUGACUCCAAAGAUCCGGCUGCACAGGACUACCCGAAGUGGAUGGCUCUUGUAGAUCAUUUGAAGGUAAAAGCCUUUGUGGAGGUGACUGUAGCCCCCACGGUACGGGAUGGUCUGCACCACCUGGCCCGAGUGUCUGGUCUUGGAGCCAUGAAGCCCAACACUAUCUUGCUAGGAUUUAAGGACAACACUCCAUCCCAAGACUUUUUCACAAGAUACGAGAUAUCAACGUCAUUUUCUUAUGGCUCUAUUGCUGCAGAAACUGAAGAGAAUGCGCAGCUUGGAGAUUCUUCUCCAUUUAAUGUUAGCAGCUAUCAGGCAACUUCUCCAGUUUCAUCUUCUCCAUCCCUUCUGACACAAGCAUCGGCUACAAGCUCACGUAUCACAACAGAGGAAUAUGUGAAAAUGAUAUUGGAUGUUCUCAACUUGGGGAAAAAUGUUUGUGUUUGUCGGCAUUUCCAUCAGAUGGACAAAUCUGCAAUAUUUAGGAAAGGAAACAAACAAAAGUAUUUCAUUGAUGUUUGGCCAGUUGACUUCCUCAAUCCUGAUGAUUCCAACAUAUUUGGAACAACAUCCUUAUUCCUGAUGCAGCUUGCAACUAUUCUUAACAUGGUGUCGUCAUGGAGAAAGAAAACAAUGCUGCGAGUGUUUCUGUGUGUGUCAUCUCGAGAUGCUGAUCCAGAAGCCCAAAAGACUCAAGUGAAGAAAAUGUUGCAAGAGUUACGGAUCAAUGCCACUAUUGUUUCUGUUCCAUGGGAUCAUGUCACCACACACCUGCAUAAGGAUGUAGAUGGUGGGCACUCAGAUGCAGAGGCAGAAGCUAACUUGAAUUACCUGUCUCGACUCAAUGAAGAAUACAUCAAUGGAGUUAAUGGGUUGAUAUCUGGGCAAAGCGUAGACACAGCUGUAACUUUCCUUCAUCUUCCCUGCCCUCCUGCAAACCCAGCUCUGCAUGUGGACUACCUGAGGCUCCUUACAAGCAUCACCAAUGGCCUCAAACCAACAGUCAUGGUUCAUGGCAUAUCUGCUGUCACCACCACCAAUCUGUAAUUCCAUCCACAGGGUUUUCCCACUGAAAUUGGAAUAUGUGAUUUUUAGCGAUAAGGAUGUAAUUUUAAACUCAGAAGUGUAGAUUUAUUUAACCAAGUAGUUGUUUUUAAUGCUUUUGCAGAUUUUAUGACCAAAGAAAGCUUAGGGAUUUGACUUUAAGUUAAUUAAUGGUCGUGUAUCUUUAGCAUGAGUGUGUAUUAAACAAAUGUGAUUACGUGAUGGUAAUUUAACUAAUUACAAACAAAAAGAUUUUAUUCUAAUUAUUUAAAGCAUGUAACUAAUUUUAUAAGAGCAAUAGAGGGAAUUUUAUUGACCUUAGAUUAAGAGAACUUUUAAUCUGUAUAUUUUUUAGCUAUACUGUGUGCAUCUCCAAGACUGCCCAAAGGACUUCAUAAGAUGUACUGAACACUGAAAAUCUUUGAUUUAUUGUUUUUUAAAUCUUAAUCUCUGUAUAUUAUAAGACAUAUAUUUUAAGAAUUAUGCUUUAAUAAAAGAUUCGUAGUCAUUGUAUAGAAGACAUUAAAGUAGGGAUAGUCAUAAAGAUCAAUUGAAUUUCAGUAGUUGGAAGAUUGCAUCUCGGUUUUAACAUGAUUAAUUUGGUAUGAGACCCUUUAUUUGUUAUUCUGUCCUUUUUGAAUGCAGCAACUUUAUGAACAUAUGUUUGGUGACUUUAACUAAUGAAAUGAAUAGAAUUUCAUACAAAUUUCAGUGUCAUACACUGGAUGAAUUAGUAGUCUAGUGGAAUGGGAGGCUGGGAAGCUCUCAAAGCAACUGAGAAAGAUACUGAGAAACCACAUGGAGGCUCAAGGUCCUUUGCUGCUACCACUGAUAGCCACAAAUGGUCUGAUCUACCUUAGUUACUUCUUCAGUUUCUGUAGAAGUUGUUUUAUACCUACCACAGAUCUGUCAUGCAUUUUUUAUAAUUAAUAAUGACACAUUUUUUUAUUGUACUACUUAUUCAGAGGAAGGUAAACACCCAAUGUAUCAGGACCCAAGCCCAAACAUGAUUGAUUGAGAGUUCCUAUAUUUUCUCUCUAUCUGGCCAUAAACACAGCUACAUAUUUGUAUAUUUAUUUCUAUUAUACCUGAACAGCUCUCCAUGUAUUUAUCUGUAUCCAUCUUUGUCUAUUUAUUCUUAAGCAAUGUGCUUAGAAUUUGUUCCUUUAUUGCAUAGGUUUCUAGUUCAUAUGGUUCUUGGAGUUCCCUUGCUACCAUCAGUCAUGUCUAGGGAAACACCAAAGAAGGAAAGAACUAUAAACAUAAAGAUGGUGCAACUUAUUGUUAUGCUCCAAAAUUUGUUUUAGAAUCCCAAAUUUAUUAAUUCUUCUGUAUGUCUUUUCAUUAUUCUCAAUUAUUUUUUAUUAUUAUUAUUAUUAUUAUACCUAGAAGGAAGGAUAAUUGAUAUUGCAUAAAUUCCCUUCUGUUUUCAGUAAUGCACUGACAAGAUCAACUAUUUUUGUAUGUACAAAGUUACCAUGUCUUCAGAUUUACAAAUAAGUGUGGUUUUGGCCAUUUUUAGACACAUAGUCAUGAGACCUUCAUGACCUAUAUGAUGUGUGCACCAGUGGCACAGAGAGUCUUAAUGGUGAGGGAGAAGGUUAUCAUGAGGUAGUACCAUUUAGGUGCUGCAGCAUUCAUGAUGGGUUGUGACUCUUAGUAAAAGGCAAACUUGACUUUAGUAGGAUGCAAAUUAGGAUAGACACAUGCCUCUCCAUGACUACUCUGCCACUGAUGCAGACUCUAUAUAAAAUUGCAGUACACAGUAUGAAUGUAUUAUGAAAUAGUAGGUAAGUGUUGAAAGUGUGAUUUUAUACCAUAUACAAGUAAUGGAAAACCAUUUUUAUUUUAAAGAGGAUGUCUCAUAGCUUUCAAGAAGAGGCAUGACCAAAAUUCAAAAGCCGUGAUGUGUCAUUUGAAAGAGAUAAAUUUUACUUUUAUUUGUAAUGGUAUUAAUUGCCAUGCAUUGUGGUGUAACAACUAUACAUAAAGUUGUCAUAAUGAAACACCCUCCUUAUUUAUAUAUGGUUGAGAUUUAAAGGAAUCAUGUGAUGUGGAAGGAUAAAGAGAUGUUAUAUCAAAUAUGAAAAGAUGUCAUCAUAGUUGAUAAGGAAUAGUUUAGAAAGGAGCUUAGUGUUUGUGGAUCAAGAAUAUAUUAUGAGUAUAAGUGAGGAGGUUAUUUGUAUUUGUUGGGAAUAAGAUUGUGAUAGAAUUAUGAAUGAUGAAACCAAAUAAUUAGCAAGUGAUAUAGAUGUGUGAUUAUUGAUCAGUGGUCAUGUCUGUGGAUUAAGAAAGGAAAAAUCCAUAGUCAAGCAGAAUUUUAUUGUAAUUUUGCUUUGUUAAACUGAAUUAUCAGUCAGUGUGAAUAGUAAUUGUACCUAUUGCUGUUUUAAUUGUAAUUUAAUCAUUAUUACUAUUGUAAUGAUGCUACAGAUGUUUAUCUUUAUUGUUGUUGUUAUUAUAAUUAUCAUUAUUGUUUUCAUUAUUAUUAUUAUUAUUAUUAUUAUUAUUAUUAUUAUUAUUAUUAUUAUCAUUAUUAUCAAUGAUUCCAUUGUUGUCAUUAUUACCAUUAUUAUUACAAAUUGACAGGUAUAAGGCCCAGUAUUUAAUUCCAUGGGCAGGCAUAGAUAGUGUUUGGAUUGAAUUUUGUUGUUGAAACUGAUUGUUCAGUAGUAAGUAAUAACAGAUGGAGUUGUCACCUCACAGUUCAACUGGAGUGGCUGGUUAGCAUCCCUCUCCAUGUGUGUGUGUGUGUGUUUCAAAACACCCAUCAUUGUGUAUGCCACACAAAUGGUAGAUAAGCAAUAUAUUGAGCUAUGGUAACUCAUUAUUAUUAUUAUUAUUAUUAUUAUUAUUAUUAUUAUUAUUAUCAUCAUUGUCAUUAUCAUGUUAUAAUUAUAAUUCUUACAAAAAUAGUGUUAUUUUCAACACUAAAAUGAAGAAAAGUUAAAGAUUAAAACUUGGCUAACUAGUCUAGAUAUCAAGUAACUUAAUUUCUCUUGAAGAAAUAUGAAAGAUAGAUUUGUAAUGUUAGGAGUAACCAUUGACAGAGAUGCAGUGUGAAGGAAAUGAACAUGUCCAUGUUUGUUAGAAAUUCUUUGAGAAACAUUCUUGUGUUUGUACAACCUGUGCUAUUUAAUCAUCACCUGCAUAUAUAUAUAUAUAUAUAUAUAUAUAUAUAUAUAUAUAUAUAUAUAUAUAUAUAUAUAUAUAUAUAUAUAUAUAUAUAUAUAUAUAUAUAAACUUCAGCAUUACAGCAUGACAGUCCUACUGGCAUAAUUCCAUACUCCACAAGUUUUUCUUUAAUGACAUGCCAUAUGUUGGAAACCAUAAACGUGAAUAAUAUCAGAUACCUUUAUUUUUAUCCAGCAUCAGUUUCAUUAUAAACAAGCACCACACUGUCACUAAUGUCCACACACUCCUUGACUUCAAUCUUGAUUGUGACAUUUGAUUAUGUAGACUGUCUAUGGCAGAUAUCAGAUACAAUCUAUUUUGUCUAUUAUAUUAAUACUCAUGCACUAGAUAUAUAAGUGAGUUCUACUCAUAACAAUCUAUAUCAUAGUUUCACUCACUUUAACCCCCCCAAAAAUGUGUAUUAGAUUUUGUUGCAUUGUCAUCAAUUACACAUUGCUUUCAUAUUUCAUAUUCUUUUGAUUCUUUUAUUUGCUAUAGAUAUCACUAGCAGUUGGCCAUCACAUCAUCCACACAAUAAUCAAACGGCAGUUAGUGGUGUCCAUUACUGAAUAAUGUAGCAAUAUGCUGUGAUUUGAUGUUACAUAAAUGACACAUAAUGGAGCAUACAGAGCUUAACUAAUGGACCAUUGUCAUGUGUAUCUCAUGGUCUACCCUGCUGAAGAAACGAGACAAAUUUUAUAGCACUGUUUUCCUUUUGAGUAUAAAGAAUGAGACAUUUUUAUGUACUACACAAUCAGGUUUUCUUAUAUGCAAACAUUUAUUUUUGAAUACAGGUAUCAUUAACAAAAUAUAUGCAUUUAGUCAAGAUAGAAUUGAUAGUAGAUAGCAAUGAUGUAUCAUUUAAUGUGUUGAAUUGAUAAGGUACACCAAUUUAGCAAGAUUAUUCAGUGGAUUCAUCUAUCCUAAAGGCGGGAUGCAAAAUUGUAAUGUUACAUGAACUUAGCAAGUACAUACUUUUAUUCAAGAUGUAUGUAAUAUGUUUGAAAUACUAGUUUUAUACCGAUACUAAGAAAUAAAUCUCAAUAUCGUG
Molecule: messenger RNA, 7185 nt
Organism: Portunus trituberculatus (swimming crab)
Lineage: Eukaryota; Metazoa; Arthropoda; Malacostraca; Decapoda; Portunidae
Product: solute carrier family 12 member 9-like
Exons: 18
Coding region: 96-2963 (955 amino acids)
Biological process (GO): cell volume homeostasis; potassium ion import across plasma membrane; potassium ion homeostasis
Cellular component (GO): membrane
Molecular function (GO): potassium:chloride symporter activity
Source: RefSeq, a predicted model, not a curated record